CCAGUCGUGAUCUGAUCUCACAAGUUACAUCAAGAUCAAAGCCGAUGCCGCCAAAAAUUUAAGCCGCUUCAUGGAGAACUAGCUCGCAUAUACCCUUCUGUCUGAAACGCAACGGCACUGACAUCUCCCUUCUGUCCUUUGCCAUCGCAAGAGCUUUUGCUGGUGCCGGCGUCAGGAACAGACGAGCUACCAGCGACGAUGAUGCCAUCCAGCCCCGUCGGCAUCGGCGCGGCUGGCGUGCGCAUCUCGCUGCUGAAAAUCCUCGAGGGCUUCACCAACCGCGAGCUCUACCUGAUCCACCAGCUGUACCAGAUCCAGCUGUUCCUGAACUGGCAGGCCGACAAGUUCGGCGCCCGCGGACUACGCGCCGACGAGUGGAUCGUUUACGCGUGCGACUUCUUCGAGCCCGUCUUCCGGCUCCUCCACGAGGAGGGCGCCUCGGACUACAAGAACCAGCUGGCCGUCCUCGGCCUCGCGCCGUCGCGCGUCUUCCCUUUUGCCUGGUCUCUCAUCCGCCCGGACGCGGCCGACCAAGAGGCGUGCGACCACCUCGCCGACACCGUCGUCGGCAUCAUAUCCGAGUCGGCCCUGCUCUUCCCCGAGAUGAAGCCCUACCAGCGGUCGUCGCUACUCGAGGUCGACGGCGAGGGUUGCAGAGAGCGCGUGGCCGAGUUCCUCACCCGCAGCCGGGCCACGGGCGAGCUUUCGGGCGAGCCCAGGGAGAGGCUCCUCCCGGACGGCGAGCCACUCAAGGUGUCCGAGUGGGUCGAGGACGUGAGCCUGGGGCAAGACAGUGUAAACCAGUGGAUCGACCCGUCCCCCGUCCCGAGCCUCGCCCAUGGGGGGCGCACCUCGCAGGCCAGCGGCCAUAUACAAACAGACUGGCCGUCGCCCUCAGACUGGGACUGGGACGACCAGGCCGCGGGCCACUUGGCCGCGCGCGACCCGCUGGCCACCUUCGUCUUCGACCCGGAGCACAGGAACCCCACGCACGAGUGGUCCGUGGUCGAGCCCGACGGCAUCGAGUACUUCACCAGCGCGCCCAGCUUCUGCGCCAAGCUUAGCGGCCUUGCGGCGCAGGGCGAGCUCGAGGACGGGUCCGGGUCCGGGUCCGGACCCGGCAGCGGCGGGCUGCUGCCCCUGGGCUCCCGGCUGCAGGGCAUGCUGCGCGGCUCGGCGCUGUGGUGGCUCGUGUGCGAGUGCGGCGAUGCCGAGCGCGACCGGCUGCGCGGGUCCGUCUUCGCCUUCGUCAACGCGCUGCAGCGCCGCUUCCCCGUCCUGUUCGCGUCCGAGGCCCGCAAGGCCUUCAACGACGCCCCGGCCCUGACCGACCGGCUCGUCUGCGGCUGCUCCGACCUGCUGCGCAUGCACGCCCUCCGCCUGUGCUGCCUGGCCCAGACGGCCGGCAUCGCGGACCAGCCCGCCACAUAUGUCCGCAUCUGGGAGCUCAUGGACGGCCGCCUGCAACAGUUCUUUGACCGUCCGGACCCGGAGGCGGGCGACUACGACGCCUUUGUGGCCAUCCUGGACCGGGGGCUCCGCCGCGCCAUCGUGGGGGAGAAGGGCCUGCUGGAUUCGGUCCACGCCCGGGAGAAGGCGGCCAAGGAAGGCGGCCCGGUCGGCGGCGAGCCCGAGGAUGACGGCGGGCGCAGCACCAACGCCUCGGUUCGGAAGGGAGCGUCCGUGUGGCCCUGCAGCUCAUGCGCGGGGAAGAACUCGGGGGAGAAGACGGGAAAGGGAAGCUCCGGAUCCGCCCAGUCAGGGUUUCGUCUCCUCCCUUGGCGCUUCUUGCCCCUGGACUCGGGCGCAUGACCGGCGCUCUACUUGCUCUGAUUCGACAGGGUUGUCGCUUGACCAGGAAUGGCCGCCGCUCUGGUAAGAAGAUUGAGGUGGAAUGAUACAACGAACGAGGCUUUUUCCCUGUACACCCUCGGACUCGCAGCCUUGCCACCAUUGUCUUUUCACCUACCGCUAGUUUUCGUCUCUCUGUUCACAUGCUUUCCAUCUGGAGCCACCAUCCUAUUUGCGAAGAUACUCGGCGUUAUUUGUUGCUAUUCUUGUAUUGCUUUCUUCUUUAUCUAGUAGGCACCGAUUUUUCCUGCCUGGGAGCUUCCAAGUCAUCCAGGGCUGGCUAUCACCAGUCCAUUGUCACAUAGCAGAGCCACAUAGUAUUCAGAUGUAUGAUCCAACCUGCUCCUUGGUGCG
Messenger RNA from Gaeumannomyces tritici R3-111a-1, 2205 nucleotides. RefSeq lists its product as hypothetical. Bases 199 to 1812 code for a protein of 537 amino acids. The record is from RefSeq and is a predicted model, not a curated record. NCBI's taxonomy places the organism in Eukaryota, Fungi, Ascomycota, Sordariomycetes, Magnaporthales, Magnaporthaceae. The transcript has a single exon.